AUUUUUUUUCCUUCUUUUUUCUUCUAAAAAUGUCAGCUUUUAUAUUCAAGCGAGCCGGUAAUGGAUCCUCACUCAUAUCUCAAUACAGUAGAACCAAAACCAGAGCUUUAUGCUUCUCACAACCUCUUCACAGUUUCCUAGAUUCCAAUCAAAAUUCCAAGGUUUUGGAUUCUGGGUAUUCUUCAAUUUUGCUCAAGUCCCUGAAAAAGCCACGGGGGUCCUUUUGGGCUCUUCAAAAUUCAAGCUUUUUGGGGUCACAAAAUCAACAUUCCUUUCAUUUAAAUCUAAAAGGCUGGAUUUGGGCAGGACAAUUCGGUACACAGGCUGCUAUUGAACCUUGUACGUCUGAUGGGCUUACUGUAGAUGGGAUUACUGGCAGUAAGUGGACAAUACUUGAGGAGAGUGAGAGUGAUUGGAGGAGUCAUGCUGCUGCAACUGCUCAGUCCAUUCAAGUUAUCAAGAAGCGCCUUCAGUGGAAGAAAUUGAUGGUUAGGUUGGAUAUGUUAUCAGUAGAGCUGAAUAAGCCUGACCUUUGGAAUGAUCCUGUCCAUGCUGGUAAGAUAAGCCGUGAACAUGGCUCACUAAUGGGUAAAAUAAAAGAAGUGAAGACAUUUGAGCAAGAACUGCUUGAACAUAUAGAUAUGAUAAAGCUUGCAAGGGAAGAGAAUGACAGUGAGUUGGAAUCGGAAUCAAUGAAAGCAUUGCUAAGGAUGAGAAGAGAUUCAAAAGACAAGGAGCUUGAAGCUUUGUUAGCUGGAGAGCAUGAUUCUUGCUCUUGCUAUAUAGAGGUUCAAGCUGGAGCUGGAGGAACUGAGAGCAUGGAUUGGGCAGCAAUGGUUAUGCAAAUGUAUCAAACCUGGGCUCAACGGCGUGGCUAUGGAGUAACAGUAGUGGAUGAAAUGCCUGGUGAGAUUGCAGGCAUCAAGCGAGCAACUAUCAAAGUUGAUGGUGAAUAUGCUUUUGGAUAUGCCAAAGCAGAAGUAGGAGUUCAUAGGUUAGUUCGUAUCUCACCUUUUGACAGUGGAAAACGCCGGCAUACUUCAUUUGCUGCUGUUGCUGUAAUUCCAAUCCUAGGUGAUGUAUCUACACAUGUACAAAUUAAUGAAUCUGAUCUUCGUAUUGAACGGUUUCGUGCUGGCGGAGCUGGUGGUCAGCAUGUUAACACAACUGAGAGUGCAGUGAGGAUUGUCCACAUUCCCACAGGAAUAACUGCUACUUGUCAAAAUGAAAGAUCACAGCAUCAGAAUAAGGCCUCAGCAAUGGCUGUGCUUCAGUCUCGAUUAGACCAGCUUGAGAUGGCUCAUCAGGCACAGAUGAAUUCCCAGCAUACACAAUCUCUUACUGAGAUAAGUUGGGGCAACCAGAUACGUACUUACGUCCUUCAUCCUUACCGCAUGGUGAAGGAUCUCAGGACCAAUUAUGAGGUCUCUGAUCCUGAUUCUGUCCUAGAGGGAGAUCUAGACGACUUCAUCUUAAGCUACUUAUCUGCUUCAUUGGACAAAGAUGACGAUGAACAAUAAGAUUAGCAGCUAAAUUUUUUGUUGAAACAUGCAGAUCAAUAUGUGGAGCUGCAUGCCCAAAUACUUCCAGCUUGUGAUACGGCCAUAGUAUAGCUGCAUGACUUGCAAGGCAGUAGGCUGCUACGGCAAUCCACGUCAUGCAUGAUUUUUGCAUUUUCACCUCUGAGAUACGUUAUGUUAGCUGAUCUGAUAGAGCCAUUGGCAUUUGUGUAUACAUAUUUAGUACAAGAAUUAGAGGAGAAUACUAACUAAUGAUGAAGCCAUAUAGCAUUACUUCUUUUAUCACAUAAUAAUAUAUGUAGUUCAGUUUAUUCUUCUAAAAAUCUUUGUUUUCUGUAAAUUUAAGGUAAUCACAUAAAAGAAACACAUACUUUACUUCAUGCUUGUAGGAAACAGUCGAUAGGAUUCGGUAGAGGAUAAAACAUUAUAUUAAAUUAGGGAUAGUAAUGUACAGUAAAUAAAUGAUAUCCGUGAUGGAUUCAGAGUAAAUAUG
This is a messenger RNA of Durio zibethinus, 2013 nucleotides long. RefSeq names its product Peptide chain release factor 2. Lineage: Eukaryota; Viridiplantae; Streptophyta; Magnoliopsida; Malvales; Malvaceae. Gene Ontology annotation, biological process: translational termination. Gene Ontology annotation, molecular function: translation release factor activity, codon specific. The record is from RefSeq and is a predicted model, not a curated record. Gene Ontology annotation, cellular component: cytoplasm.